Molecule: messenger RNA, 2206 nt
Organism: Stegostoma tigrinum
Lineage: Eukaryota; Metazoa; Chordata; Chondrichthyes; Orectolobiformes; Stegostomatidae
Gene: brd7
Product: bromodomain containing 7
Exons: 17
Coding region: 7-2079 (690 amino acids)
Biological process (GO): regulation of transcription by RNA polymerase II
Cellular component (GO): nucleus
Source: RefSeq, a predicted model, not a curated record
UGCCGGAUGACAGGCGCCCGGCGCCUGCCUGGGGCUCGGGGCUGUCGCUGUCUCCAUUGUCCGUGUCAGAGGCGCCCGGCAAUGGGGAGGAAACACAAGAAGCACAAGGCGGACAAGCACGCAGCAGAGGAAUAUACCGAUAAACCUCUAAAGUUGGUGCUCAAAGUGGGUGGUAGUGAAAUAACAGAAUUGUCGACAGCAAGUUUAGGGCAUGAGCCAAGUUUAAUUGAAGAUAAAUGCGAUCAUGACAAACACAAGGAGAAAAAGAAAAAGAAGAAAAAGAAAACUGAAAAAGAGAAACGCACAACCCCAGAUGAAAGAAAAAGAAGAAAGGACGAAAAGAAAAAGCGGGAGAAGGAACCUGCUUUCAGUGAACGGGAAGAGGAAGAAAGGAGUCGAUCUCCUGCGAGAUUUGAAAUGCCACCAGAAAGACACAUCACAUCUCCUCUAAUAAAAAUAGAAGAAUAUCAAACACCCUUUCAAGAAUUGCAGUAUCAACUAUUGCGGCAACUUCAGAGGAAAGACCCCAAUGCAUUUUUUUCAUUCCCUGUUACUGAUUUUAUUGCUCCUGGAUAUUCUCUGAUCAUUAAACACCCAAUGGACUUCAGCUCAAUGAAGGAGAAGGUGAAGAAAAAUGAGUAUCAGGACCUGGAGGAAUUAAAGGGAGAUUUUAAAAUGAUGUGUGAAAAUGCCAUGACCUAUAACAGGCCAGACACUAUCUACUAUAAGGCUGCAAAGAAGUUGUUGCACUCUGGAAUGAAAAUCCUUAGCCAGGAGAAAAUCCAAAGCCUGAAGCAGAGUAUAGAUUUCAUGCAGGAUCUGGAGAAAUCCCACAAGCAGGGGGAGAAGCUAAGGACAGGAGAUUACAGUGGGGAACGCAGGAAAGAUGAGGUGGAUGCCAGAAGGGAUCCAAUGCAAACUGAUGACAGAGAGAGAUCAGCUGAUCAGAAUGAAGAUCAAAGGCUGGAAAAGGAAUCUCGUGAGGAUGCAUCUAGCAGUUCCAAUCAUGUGAUUGACAGAGAAUUGGAAAAAGUUGACCGUAUUAUUGAGGAAUCUUCUGGAAAACUGACCCGGCGUAAAAUAGAUAGUAAGUUUGAAUUCCGGAGAAGAAAAGUUGAUGGCACCACUACCCUUGGAAUUCUGAAUGCAGUAGAACCUGACAUGGGAGACCCAAGUUACUGUCCAUUGAAGCUUGGUGUGAUGGCUGGCAGAUUACAGUCUGGAAUCAAUACCCUGCAAGGAUUUAAGGAGGACAAACGUAAUAAAGUCAUUCCAGUAACCUACUUGAAUUAUGGACCAUUCAGUUCUUACGCUCCAGUUUAUGAUUCUACUUGUGCUAAUCUCAGCAAAGAGGAUUCGGACCUGGUAUAUUCAACAUAUGGCGAUGAAUUGGGUAUGUCGGGAUCCUUCAGUGUACAGCAGUUUUUGGCAAGCAAUGAAGACUACAGUGUGAACAUGGUGGAUAAUUUACUGGAUUCCCUUACAAAUGGUGAACAUUCUAAAACAAUGAAAGAGCUGGAAAUAACUACACAUAACAAUGAAGACGAAGUGAAUAUUCUUCAUACCUCUGAAGACUUACAGAGUGCUCCUGCCGAGUCUCCUCGGCAACCACUGGAGUCAGCCUGUGGCCGUAUCAAUGACAGUUUUGCUUCUCUGCAGUCAGUAAUAAAUGGAGAGCCUGAAUCAGAAGAGUCUGGAAUGUUUCAGAAGAAGCUAGAUGAAACCACCAAGUUACUACAAGAUCUACAGCAAGCACAGAAUGAGCGUUUCAGUACCAGACCCCCAUCUGCCAUGCUGUGCCUAUUUGGACCUUCCAUUCAAGAGUUGCUAAUCGCUGAACGGGUAACUGGAAACUUGAAAGAAUUGGCAAGCCAAGUAGCUCCUGGAGACAUCACUAGUGUCGUUGGCAUUCGCAAGGCUAUGGGAAUUACAGUACCCUUGGAAAUAGAGAGUUUCUCACCAGAAUCGUUGUCUGGAGCCAGGAACAGCAACCUUGUGGAAGACAUGGAAACGACAGAAGUGCGAGAGCUUGAACCAGUCAUUCAUAUCAGUGAGGAUCCAGUUGCAAUUGUUACAUGAAAACGUCAGAUUAUUGAGUAGGAAAAAUGUCUCAUCUCAAACAACAUAAUCAAUCAACAGUGGCAAACAAUUUUAUAUGAAAUUUUAUACUGUAAAGUGUGUAUAAUAAAUGUGGGAAUUUUUUAAA